AUGGCUUCCCGUAUCUUUGCCCGUUCCAUGGCCUCUGCUGCCAAAUCUGUCAAGCCCCCAAUUCAGUUGUUCGGUGUAGAUGGCACUUACGCUAACGCCCUCUACCUGGCCUCCGUCAAGGACUCUUCAGUCGGUGCUUCUUUCGAGGGUUUGACCAAGAUCUCCAACUUGAUCAAGGAGGACGAGAAGGUCAACGAGUUUUUGACCAACCCAGCUUUGUCCAAGGCUGACCGUAAGACCGUCAUUGACACUCUUGCCUCUGGCUUGAAGUUGGACUCCACCGUGACCAACUUCUUGUUCGUAUUGAGCGAGAACAACCGUUUGGGUGAGUUCAACGGAAUCUACAAGAACUUCGGCUUGUUGUUCGAUGCCCACCAAGGUGUUGUGGACGCCACCAUUACUUCUGCCAAGCCAUUGGACUCCAAGAUCUUGAAGAGAUUGCAGACUGCUAUCCAGAAGUCCAGCUUUGUGGGCGACAACAAGACCUUGAAGAUCUCCAACACCGUCAACCCAGACCUUUUGGGUGGCUUGGUUGUUGAGGUUGGUGACAAGACUGUUGACUUGUCUGUCAGUGCUCGUAUGGCCAAGUUGAACCUGGUCUUGAGCGAGGCCGUUUAG
This is a messenger RNA of Australozyma saopauloensis, 618 nucleotides long. It is a transcript of the gene ATP5, whose product is annotated as F1F0 ATP synthase subunit 5. Lineage: Eukaryota; Fungi; Ascomycota; Pichiomycetes; Serinales; Metschnikowiaceae. The transcript has a single exon. The record is from RefSeq and is a predicted model, not a curated record. Bases 1 to 618 code for a protein of 205 amino acids. Gene Ontology annotation, biological process: proton motive force-driven mitochondrial ATP synthesis. Gene Ontology annotation, molecular function: proton-transporting ATP synthase activity, rotational mechanism. Gene Ontology annotation, cellular component: membrane.